AUUUGCUGAGCCAUCUGGCGUUUUUGAGGAUGGCAAUGGCGAGCAGGAAGGCCCUCCUGACGCUGGCGUGCAGCGGCGUUCGCGCCAACCCUGCCAUCAGCCGCGCGAUGGACUUCAACAAGGAGAGCGUGCGCACCUUCGUGACGCGCUCGCGUCCCCUCCUCUCACACAACUUGGAGGUCAGCAAACACGCCAGCAGCCAGAGCAGGCCGGAGCGGAGCUUCUCACUUGUGUGCCUGUCCGUGUGUGUCUCGUGUGUGUCAGGACUACUACAUCUGCAGCGACUACGUGUGCAAGAUCCACAGCCCGUACCUGAUGUAUUUCCAGUGGGGUAUGUGCUGGUUGAUGGUGGCGCUGACGAUCGGCCCGCUGUUUCACUCCAACUACUACUUCGGCGGCCGAUUCCUCCCCAAGGACCAGGGCAACACGCAGCUGUGCGAAGACUCCUGGUAGACCGUGUGUAUGUGGAUCAAUCGGUCACACACAUGCUGCCGGCGGAUCGGAUCAGUGUGUGGCGCAGUGCAGUCAGUCUGUGAGUGUUUCGUUUUGUUCUGUCCGCUGGGUGUUGCAAGCAUGGAAUGGAUGGAUGGAUGGCUGGAUGGAUGGCUGGGGAGAAGUGUGAGGUGGGUUGCUUGUCGUUUGCUCUGUCUGUGGGUGCUGCUUCUCGUGACUUCCCUUCCCUUCUGAACCGCCAUGUCCGCACCCAGGUUCUAUCAUUGCGACAUCAGUGAUGGAACCGAGGUGUGGAGCGGGCUGCCAGGAGAUGAGGGAGGGACGGAGCAAUGACACAAAUACAUGCACGUGUGUGUAGAGUAGGAGGGUAUCGUGGUGGUGCGGGCGCCGGCUCACAGCUGCGUUGCUAUACCCUCACGGGCGGCAAAUUUUUGCGGACUCACAGCGUCAAUGUGCAGUGAGGAAACACAUGAUUUGAACGCAUAUAAGUAAGGAGGAUCGAACGGGAUCGACACGCGCGUAUACGUAGGCGCACAGUACAUGUCCUCACAUCCGAGAGUCAAAAACAACGGCAACACAAUCAGCAGACAGUCACUGCGCCAUGGCACACACAAACUCGCUUUGCUGGCUCUUCCUGUGGCUGGCCGUGUCGACGCCGCUCAUCCCUGUGGCCACUGCAGCCGAGCACAAGCAGCUGCGGGCGGCCGACGUUCCCGUCUCUCUGCCCAGCCCUCUUGACAUCGGUAUGAAACGAGACUUGGCAAUGCCUGUGUGUGUGUGUGCAUCAGCACUGGUGUUGAUGUGGAUAACAGGUGAGGACGUUCAGUCGACUCAUCUGAAGUCAGAGAAGUCACCAACGAGUGAGACGCUGGAGAAAGGGCCGCCUCUCGAUGAAUCGACAGGUCAGCACCUCACUGCAGCGUGCACAUCGAUUGAUGCACUCUGUCUGUCUGUCUGUCUGUCUGUGUUUCAGUAAUUGCGGACGAGACGAAUCAGGUGCUGGGAAGGAUUGUCUCAAUCUCGCCUGGGACUUGGAUUGCCGUAUUCGCGUAAAACCCGCACGCCAACACGAGGCGCACCAAAGGCGAGUGUGUGUGUGUGUGUCUGCCAGGCUGGUCGUGAUGUUCGCGGCUGUCUGCGGCGUCUCUUUCUUGCUCGAUCAGGCGCAAAAGAACGACAGACACGGCUGAGCAAAACGAAAGAGAGAGACAGAGACACAGAAAAUGACUAAGC
Messenger RNA from Vitrella brassicaformis, 1686 nucleotides. Lineage: Eukaryota; Vitrellaceae. The record is from the annotation of a GenBank genome assembly.